Messenger RNA from Rhopalosiphum padi (bird cherry-oat aphid), 1605 nucleotides. Its product is annotated as major facilitator superfamily domain-containing protein 6-A-like. Lineage: Eukaryota; Metazoa; Arthropoda; Insecta; Hemiptera; Aphididae. The transcript has 7 exons. The coding region runs from base 161 to 1516 and encodes 451 amino acids. Gene Ontology annotation, cellular component: membrane. The record is from RefSeq and is a predicted model, not a curated record.
UAAGUAUGACGUUUCGAUCAUAAAAGUUGUAAAUUGUAUUUUAAUUUUUGUACUUGUGUUACAUCAACACGUUGAUAUUCUAUGUUUUACUAUGAAAUAUUUUAAAUUCAAUCAAAUAUUUAUUUAAUUAAUAGGGAAAUAACUAUUCACUUUUAAUAAAAUGAAAAUAAACAUGUAUACAUUCCAGAUUGACAAGAAACUUUUGGCGAUGAAAAUUCAUUUUUUUUUGGCAAUCGCCAGUUCUGCUCCAAUAAUUCCAUUUUUGUCGACGAUGUCGAUGCAACGGGGCUAUUCGUCUGUCAUCGUUGGUUUAAUCUUCACAUUACUUCCGUUUCCAGCCUUAUUAAUAAGACCUGCCAUUGGUGCUAUAACCGACAAAUACAAAUGCCGCAAGACCGCAUUAAUUUCACUCAUAGUAAUCAACAGCCUAUUUCUAUGUGUACUGAUGUUUAUACCAGGCACGAAUGUUAAAACAGAAAUAGAUGACGUCGAUGUGAUCAAAUCACCGUUGUUUUGGUUUUUUUUCAGCACAUUAGCCAUAUUGAAUUCGGGUGUCACGGCGAGAUCCGUUAUGGAGAACACAAUAUGCAUAGGUCUAUUAGGUGAAAAUAAGUAUAAAUAUGGUGAACAGAGAGUUUGGGGAGCAGUUGGUUGGGGCACCGCAUCUUUAUUAUCUGGCAUGGUUAUAGACUGGUUCAGUAGAGAUGAAGAUUACAAAAACUAUACUCCUGGUAUAAUAAUUGCAUUGGUGGUUUGCAUUUUAGAUAUAUUUGUUGCAUCAAAAAUUGAGGUUGUUGAGAAUAGUGAUACUAAAAUUGAAGCAGCUGAUAUUAAACAAUUAUUGACUAAAAUAAGAGUACUAUCAUUUCUUUUUUGGGUUGUCGCUCUUGGAUUUUUCAAUGCCUUUAUAUGGUAUUAUUUAUUUUGGUAUCUAGAAGAUCUAUCAAAAACGUACCAUCCCGAAACGAUAUCGUACAUAAAGACGCUCGAAGGGUUGACUCAGACAAUUCAAUGUUUCGGUGGAGAAGUUCCGUUUUUCUUCUUGUCCAGCUAUAUUCUCAAACGAGUGGAUAACAUGAAAGUGUUUUCUUUGAUGUAUUUUGGGUUUGCAAUUAGAUUCUUCCUGUAUUCAUUAAUUAAAAAUCCGGUUUGGGUAUUACCAGUCGAAUUGCUCAAUGGUUUAACGUUCGCGUUGGCUUACUCGGCAGCGACUUCAUACGCAGCGAAGUUAGCUCCUGCUGGUGCUGAAGGAACGCUUCAAGGCAUUGUCGGAACAGCUUUGCAUGGAAUAGGAGUACCCAUCGGAAGUUUUGUUGGUGGUUAUAUUUUUGAUCGUAUCGGAAGUAUUAAAUCGUUUGAAAUUUUAAGUGUUAUUGCAUUAGCAAUAUGCAUUACUCAAUUUAUCGUAAAUCAAUUAAUGAAUCGACAUUACAAAGACAAGAAUUUUAAAGAAAAUACGUCUCGUACCGUUGAUCUUACUGUUGUAGGCGUUGUUAAUGACAAUUUAGCUACUUAGUUUUUAUUAUUUUAGCAAAUAUUUUGUAUUAUAUAAAUAUACAAUAAAUAUAAAUUUUAAUGAAUAUAAAAUUACUAAAAUGAGAAUAA